UCUCCCUCAAAGCUUAAUAACCCGAAAAUACUUUCCUCUUCUCUACAAAUAUCCUUUGCCUCUUCUCACCCUUCUCUCCUUCUCUGUACAUUUUUUUACCAUUUUCCAAAAAAAAAAAAGUUCCCCUAUAUAGUUCAUCGUUAGACAACUGUACUUCUUAUUAAUCCCAUCUUUCUUUCUGUUUUAAUCUUUGAGUUUGUUAGUUUCAACCAUGGAGAUUAUCCUGGAGCUCUUUUUGACAGCUUUUAUAGCUCUUCUGGUUUCUUUCUUGAUAGCCAAGAUUGUUUCUUUGGCUAUGGGUGGUGAUUCUGGUUCUGGGUUGGAGGAAAAAUCUUUGAAUGAUGUUGAUGAUGAGAUUAUCAUGGAAGAGAUGGAGUUUGCUGAGAAAUUGAAAGUUGAAGGCCUUGAAAGUCAAAAGAAAGUUGAAUUUGUUAAGGAAAGCGCUGAUCAGGUUCAUAUUUUCGAAACAGGACAAGUUGGGGUUGAUCAGGGUUUUGAAAGUGAAAAGAAAAUUGAAUGUUUUCAAGAAAAUGCUGACAAGGUUGAUGAAUUUGAAGUUGGAGAAGGUGAGGUUGUGGAAAGAUUGAAAGUUCAAGGCUUUGAAAGUGAAAAAGAAGUUGAAUUUUUGCAAGAAACUGCCAAGAAGGUCGAUGAUUUUGAAGCAGAACAGUCUGAGGUCCGUGAAACAGAAGUUGUGGUGAAUCCUGAUGAUAUUGUUGUCAAAAAGAAGAUGGAGAAAAAAGAAGUUGAGGAAAUCGGUGAAGAAUUAGAGGCUGAAAAUGAAACCAAAGUGCAAUCUGAAGAGAUUACCGUUGAAGAGAGUCAAAUGAAAGGGCUUGGGGAAGAAGAAAAAGAGGUCAAACUAGAGAGUGAUGAUGAUGAUGAUGAUGAUGAUUGGGAGGGGAUAGAGAGGAGCGAAUUGCAGAAGAUUUUUGGAGCAGCUGUGAAGUUUGUUGAGCAUAAAGGAGAUUUGGUAGGUUUGGGGAAUCAUGUUCAGAUGGAACUUUAUGGACUCCACAAGAUUGCUACCGAAGGGCCUUGUCACGAGUCACAGCCUCUGCCUUUCAUGCUCUCUUCUCGCUCCAAAUGGAAUGCUUGGCAAAGGCUGGGGAACAUGAACCCAGAUGCAGCUAUGGAGCGGUAUGUUGCCCUUCUUUCAGAAAGAGUUCCAGGAUGGAUGGAAGAUAAUUCUGAUGGAGAGCAUAAAUUUGAAUCUGCAGACCCAGGAGUUCCCGGUGCCAUGUCUCCUGAAAUUAAUUCAUUUCCUGGUCAGCAGACCAGUUUUACACAAGAAAGGAACGUGGAAUUGAAGUCUGCUACUGGAAGAGAUGACAUAACUGAGAGCACAAGCUUUGGGAAGCAGGCCAAAGACUGAUUAGCAUUGCCCUGACUUCAUCUCCCCAAUCACAGGGGCCAUGCUACUGGGUUUGCUUGGUCAGGAACAAGACUAUAUUCGCCACCAAGUAUAAAUAUCUGCCUACACUGAAUUAAUCUAUCGUGCUGUCUAUCUGCAUCCUGCAACUAAAUAAUGUUGUGUGGUUAAAACAGUAACUGUUAAUUAUUGUACAUUAUGCAUGUAAAUAAUAUAUGCGAAGCACCCAUGUUUCUAAUAACUCAAAUGGUUGGCUGGUUGUGAUUGCUCAAGUAAAAUGCUAAUAUAUGCAUUUACCUAAGUGUUCAAUGACGUGAGAGAAUGUCCAAUGUUUGAUAGUUGCAUCUCUAUAUGAUUUUUAUUGUGAAAAGCAUUUAAAAGAUGGUCUUAUUUCUCUUGUAUUAAAGUUCCGCCCACGUUUUAAAUUGUGGAGGAAGGUUGGGUUCUCUGCAUUUUAGUAAUCGUGUUCAUAUGCUUGAUGUUGAUGGGAACAUUAUAGUAUUUAGGCAGUGCAUGGUUUGCUUCAAUUUCUGGUAGUUUAAACGUCAACCAUGUUGUUGAUGACACAAAGUAGGCCACAAGGUUGCUGAGGGUACAAGUUAUGAUUUGUGCUUUUGACAAAAUCCAAGUCCCUCUUCAGAUUUAAUGUUGUUGUUUCAAGGGCAAUACCAAUAACCCUUUUAAAUUCACUUGCCGAUCCAUUGGUCCUAAACCUAAUCUUGGCUAUGUAAUGGGAGUGAGCUUGAUGAUGAACAGUUAAAGAUGAAAGAAUAAGAAUGACUGAUUAUUGAUGAAUGAUUGUCACCUUUAUCCUUGCGACUAACAAGCCUGACUUUCAACAAUUUAAUUAAGAGCAG
Molecule: messenger RNA, 2229 nt
Organism: Durio zibethinus
Lineage: Eukaryota; Viridiplantae; Streptophyta; Magnoliopsida; Malvales; Malvaceae
Product: acyl-CoA-binding domain-containing protein 3-like
Biological process (GO): fatty acid metabolic process
Molecular function (GO): fatty-acyl-CoA binding
Source: RefSeq, a predicted model, not a curated record